This is a messenger RNA of Trifolium pratense (red clover), 1236 nucleotides long. Its product is annotated as probable protein phosphatase 2C 26. Bases 69 to 1001 code for a protein of 310 amino acids. The record is from RefSeq and is a predicted model, not a curated record. NCBI's taxonomy places the organism in Eukaryota, Viridiplantae, Streptophyta, Magnoliopsida, Fabales, Fabaceae. The transcript is spliced from 11 exons.
ACAUUGAUUUUCAUGGCAUUGUGUGAAUUGUGAAGGAUAUUGGGUGUUGAAGUUUGAAGUGGGAAGGAAUGGCAAUUCCUAUAUUGAGAGCUGUAAUGAUUUCUCAUGCUCACUCUCAACCACUCAUUCAAUAUUCCUUAUCUUCUAUUGAUGAAACUGUUAAGAGGAAGAAAAGAGUAGUGUUAUGUUCUUCUUCUUCUCAUUCUUCAGAACUUAAUCCUUUAAUUAGGUCAGAGGUAUCGUUUUCUUUUGGAACUUGUCUUAUUCCACAUCCAAAAAAGGUUGAGAAAGGUGGAGAAGAUGCUUUCUUUGUCAGCAACUAUAAUGGUGGAGUUAUUGCUGUUGCUGAUGGUGUUUCUGGCUGGGCUGAAGAGGAUGUAGAUCCUUCAUUGUUUCCACGCGAGUUGAUGACUAAUGCUUAUAAUUUUGUAAAAGAUGAGGAGGUGAACAAUGAUCCUCAGAUUCUUAUAAAGAAAGCACAUGCUGCUACAUUCUCUACAGGCUCAGCUACUGUCAUCAUUGCUAUGCUGGAAAAGAAUGGGAAUCUGAAGAUUGCCAAUGUUGGAGAUUGUGGAUUAAGAGUUAUCCGUAAUGGUCAAGUAAUCUUUUCCACUACUCCACAAGAACAUUACUUUGAUUGUCCAUACCAACUAUGCUCUGCGAGGGUUGGCCAAACAUACCUUGAUGCAAUGGUAAGUAAUGUAGAGUUGAUAGAAGGAGACACAAUUGUCAUGGGAUCUGAUGGCCUUUUUGAUAAUGUUUUUGACCAUGAAAUUGCUCUAACCGUCGGUAGAUACAAAGAUGUUUCUGAGGCUGCAAAGGCAUUAGCUAACUUGGCAAGCAGUCAUGCAACGGAUUCAAAUUUUGAUUCUCCUUAUUCAUUAGAGGCAAGAUCCAAGGGUUUUGAAGCUCCGUGGUGGAAGAAAAUUGUUGGAAUGAAGCUGACAGGUGGAAAGGUUGAUGAUAUUACUGUAAUUGUUGGUCAGGUUGUAACUUCAUGAGAUUUUCUAAUCUGAAUGAUUGAUUAUGCUUAAAGAAAACAUGGUCCUAAUUGUUGACAUUACCAGAUCAGAAGUUGCCUUAAGUAUAUUGUAGCAAUAUGUUUUGGUGAUGCUCUUAGAUAAAAAUGAUUUUUUUUUCUUCAUGUAAUUACUAUGUGAAUAGAGAAAAGCUGUAUAAGAUAUUCAUUGAAAGUUUUUUUGUUUAUGAAAUGUUAUAAAUAACAUUUGUCUUUGA